UGAUGAACCCAGACCUGGAAGCAGAGAGCUGGGCGGUGUUACACCACCAGGUUUCAGGGCCGGGCCGGACAUGGACCUUCUCUGUAGAUGAGAGCUCCAUGUCUAGGCUCAAAGCCCUGAAUAUGAUGCCCUACUAUGGUUUCGGGAGGGUUACCUUCCGGGCCAAAGAAAAGGGCAUGGGUGCCGACAAAGAGUCGGACACCCAAACAAAGAAAGAGGAAGGAGGGGCCAAUCCCUCCACCUCCGCUGGCACCUCCAAAGGUGAGCUCGCUGAGGGAGAGAGGUCUAACUCUGCUCCCUCGACGAGCAAAGCGCCGCAGGCGUCCCUUCCCACCGGGGCUCUUCCCAAGGCUGGUAAAACGGCCAGGAAGGGGCCGGCGGUGGGAAGAAAGAAGUAAGCCGCAACAUCUAGUGAUGGCGCGGCUCUUCAAAUGCCUGCAGGCUAAUGUGCAACAUUCCAAGGCUGGAUCCUACCUCCUUGGAAAACGAAUCCUGGACGAGAGGAUAGAUAUCGCCCUCAUCCAGGAACCUUGGGUUACUUCCCGAGGCAGAAUCAACGGCCUCAGUAACCUUCCUGGCAAGGAUUCUGUUCCAGAGAUGUAACAUCCAUCCUGGUAAAACUUCCCAUGGAAACGGGCACUAAAGAACUGGUCAUCUGUUCUGCCUACUUC
Coccinella septempunctata (seven-spotted ladybird) is the source of this 671-nucleotide messenger RNA. RefSeq lists its product as uncharacterized. The transcript has 2 exons. The record is from RefSeq and is a predicted model, not a curated record. NCBI's taxonomy places the organism in Eukaryota, Metazoa, Arthropoda, Insecta, Coleoptera, Coccinellidae. Bases 136 to 603 code for a protein of 155 amino acids.